This is a messenger RNA of Hermetia illucens (black soldier fly), 753 nucleotides long. RefSeq lists its product as uncharacterized. The record is from RefSeq and is a predicted model, not a curated record. NCBI's taxonomy places the organism in Eukaryota, Metazoa, Arthropoda, Insecta, Diptera, Stratiomyidae. The transcript has 2 exons. The coding region runs from base 1 to 651 and encodes 216 amino acids.
AUGGCAGAACAAGUUCAACAUUUGCAACACCGAAUUCAAGAACGAGAACAAAAAAUCCAUCAGUUGGCAGAAGCAUUAGGACGAUUAACGCAGCAACAACAGUCGGCGGAAAAUAGACACAGGAUCAUGCAGGAAAUCCAGUUCAUGAGUUGUUUUACGAGCAGUGGUCCAGUGUCCGUUAAUGCAUUUAUCAAGAACAUGGAGUAUUACCUGAACAGCAUAACCGACCCAAAUGCAAGAAAAGCAGCAACAAGAGCGAUAUAUCAGGAGAAAAUCCAAGGGGAGGCGAAAAAUGCCCUUAUGGGUUUACCUGAACCCGACAACUGGGAUGACAUCAAAAGCAGCCUGAAGCUACGUUACAGACCAGAACUGGAACCGGCGGAAAUUUACCGACAAAUUACCAACCUGCGAGGAGAUACGGUUUUUAUGAGGAUAUUGUUCCUAACACUCAUCCUUUUCACCCCAGUAAGAGGCGCACUGAACAUAUUUGAGUCACCGGAGCAACGAAGUUUUGUUGAAAUCCAAUUAAAUAAAGUCGAUAUAGUUAACGAAACUCAUGUCAUAAAUACAACAGAAAUUUUAAACCUUAGCUUAAGCUUUUCUGAAAAUAUAAAACAUUUGGAUGUAGAACACCAAAAACCAAACCUGUGAAUAACCCUUUUAAUUUUUGCAUUAAAGAUUCCUACCAAUUGUGUAACGAUACAACUCCAAAGAAUUGUCGCUUUGCCGAAUGAAAACCAAAAAGAAAUUGAC